UCCUCUUGUAAUAUUUCAGAAUGGCACCUAGAGCCUACCCUUGUGUAGUUUGCUCAAAAAGAACCAAACCAGUGGAACGACGGCCAAUCAGUGGAAAUAAAUCGCUGAGAAAGUAUUUAUUGAAAACAUAUCUCAUCCGUGCCCAAGAAGGUGAUGUGAUUUGUGGUAGGUGCCGUCAGCAACAUCGCAGACAUCAACUCUCCAAUAUUCCUUCAUCGACCAGGUCUAAUCAAUCAUCUGAUCAUGACAUUUCAGCGAAGAAAAGCAGAUUGUCAUCUCCACGAAAUAUAACUCUGCCAAUACCUUCGACAGGUGGAAGCCACACUAAGUGCGUUGUUUGUCAAAGUUUUCCAUCCCAUUUGAUAGUUGUUCCACGUGACACAAAGUACAGUUUGUUUUUACUUAAAGGUAUUUUGUUACCAGUUGGCACAAGGUGUUGUCCUGUACAUAUAAAACAUGGACUAUUUAGCUCUGAAGCACUAGAAUGCAUUGUUGCAUCUCGCGAUUCGACCUCAGUGAACCGGACAGAUAUUGCACAGUUGAUCACCAGUAUUAGAGAUGCUGCCAAUAAAAGUCAAGAUCAACGCAUCAAUUUUGACUCUCCUGAUGCACUCAGUAAUGAUGACUAUGUUUCGCUCACAGGGUUAGGCAGGGAACAGUUUUGUGAUUUGUGCUCUCACUUGAAAAGUACAUUGCGUAAUACUAAAAACAGAAGUUUGAAAGCUUGUGUUGGUAUAUUUUUAACCAAGUUGAAGGGUGGCAUGUCAAACAGGAUGUUGUCAACUGUUUUUAAUAUAGGCAAGGAUUCCAUCAGGCGUGCUAUGACAUCAGCAAGAAACGCCCUGGUACAGGAUUUUGUACCAUCAUAUUUAGGAUUCAAACAUAUCAGCCGUGAUGAUGUGAUUACAAAACACACAAGACCAUUGGCACAGACCUUAUUUGGAGGACUUAUGAAACCAGCUAUUCUUGUAAUUGAUGGAACGUAUAUAUACAUCCAAAAGAGUGGCCAAUACUUGUUCCAACGUAGGAGCUAUAGUAUGCAUAAACACAAACCACUUGUGAAGCCAAUGAUGUUUGUAACAACUACUGGGUACAUUGUCAGUGUCAUCGGUCCCUACUUUGCUGACAGCAAAAACAAUGAUGCAGGCAUCCUCAAUCAUAUCCUUAGAAGAAAUGUUGAGGAAAUCACUGAUUGGCUGACAGAAAAUGACGUGGUAAUAGUUGAUAGGGGGUUCCGGGAUUCUGUUGAGCUGCUGGAAGAGUUCGGGAUCCAUACAGAGAUGCCAACAUUUUCAAAGAAAAGACAACACACGACAAUGGAAAGCAACGCAUCCCGUCUUGUCACAAAAAUUAGAUGGGUUGUGGAAUCUGUUAAUGGUCGCAUGAAGACGUGGAAGUAUUUGGAUCGAAUACUACCCAACUCACAGAUCCCCUACAUUGGCGAUAUGGUGAGGAUAGUGUGUGCCAUUUGCAACAAGUACCGAUCAGAUCUUAGCACAGGCGAUGCACAAAGUGAUCAGCUGUUGGGAGCAAAGAUGUUGUUUCUGUCAAAACAGGUAAAUAUUCUCCAGAAUAGGAUUGAAGAAGGUGGGUUCGCAUCUAAAAGAAGUAUAUGGGCCAAAAUUGAUGAAAGUGCUUCCCUCAACUUCCCAGUGUUAACAGAAGAGGACUUGCGCAAUCUUACGCUUGGUGUGUACCAAAUUAAGCUGGCUAGAGGAUACACAAAGGAGCAUCUGAAUGACACAGGCGGGUAUGAAGUUUUUGUAUGUAAAGUGGAGAGUAACAUUAUAAGUGCAAAAAUACAGAGUAGACAUGUAAGUUCGAAAGUCCACCAACUCUGGAUUAUGUUUGAUGAAUGUACAGUUCAAGGAUGGUACUGCAAAUGCCGCACCGGUGCUAGAACAGUAGGUUCUUGUGCACAUGUUGCAUCGGUGAUCUGGUACUUGGGAUUUGCGAGGCAUUCAGACAUUGAAUUUCACUUAGGAAAAGAUUGGUCCCAAUACCUACUGGAUGCAGCUAGUCCAGAACCAAUCAGUGUCGAUGGGAGUGACGAGGAAACUUCUGAAGAGUGA
Molecule: messenger RNA, 2072 nt
Organism: Pecten maximus
Lineage: Eukaryota; Metazoa; Mollusca; Bivalvia; Pectinida; Pectinidae
Exons: 2
Coding region: 21-2072 (683 amino acids)
Source: RefSeq, a predicted model, not a curated record